Oxyura jamaicensis (ruddy duck) is the source of this 3867-nucleotide messenger RNA. RefSeq names its product L-2-hydroxyglutarate dehydrogenase (gene L2HGDH). Gene Ontology annotation, molecular function: (S)-2-hydroxy-acid oxidase activity; (S)-2-hydroxyglutarate dehydrogenase activity. The record is from RefSeq and is a predicted model, not a curated record. Lineage: Eukaryota; Metazoa; Chordata; Aves; Anseriformes; Anatidae. The transcript is spliced from 10 exons. Bases 64 to 1398 code for a protein of 444 amino acids.
GGAGGAGGAGGAGGAGAAGAAGGAGGAGCCCAGCCCGGCGCCGCGUCCCUCACCGCCCCCAAAAUGGCGGCGGCGGCGCUGCUGCGGCCGCGGGCGGGCAGCGGCGGGCCCGGGGCGCUGUGGCGGACCCAGCGCCGCCAGCGCAGCACUUUCGACGUGGCCGUGGUCGGUGCGGGCAUCGUGGGGCUCGCCUCCGCCCGGGAGCUGGUCCUGAGGCACCCCGAGCUCGCCUUCGCCGUGCUGGAGAAGGAGAAGGAGCUAGCUCAUCACCAGAGCGGACAUAACAGUGGUGUAAUUCACAGUGGAAUCUACUACACACCUGGAUCUCUGAAAGCUAAGCUGUGUGUGCAGGGUGCAGCUCUCUGCUAUGAGUACUGUGACCAGAAGGGAAUUCCAUAUAAACAGUGUGGCAAGCUAAUUGUAGCCGUUGAACAAGAUGAAAUUCCAAGACUCAAAGCUCUGUAUGAAAGAGGGCUGCAGAACAAUGUCCGAGGUCUGAAAUUGAUUGGAUCAAAAGAAAUACAAGCGAAAGAGCCCUUCUGCAGGGGUCUGAUGGCCCUUGAUUCUCCAUAUACUGGUAUUGUGAAUUACAAACAAGUGGCCGAGUCCUAUGCUGAAGACUUCCAGGAAGCAGGUGGAACAAUCUUGACUGAUUUUGAAGUUACGGGCAUGGAGAUGGCUAAAGAAAGCUCUUCAGAAAGUGCAGAUGGACUGAAAUACCCAGUCAUUGUUAGGAACUCUAAGGGUGAGGAAAUCUACUGUCGGCACAUUGUGACCUGUGCAGGACUCUACUCGGACCGCCUGUCUGAAAUCAGCGGCUGCAGCCCUGAGCCUCGUAUUGUACCCUUCCGUGGAGAUUAUUUGGUGCUAAAACCAGAAAAGUGCUAUAUGGUUAAAGGAAACAUUUACCCGGUUCCUAAUCCUCGGUUCCCGUUCCUGGGCUUUCAUUUCACACCAAGAAUGGAUGGCAGCGUUUGGCUUGGUCCUAAUGCAGUAUUAGCCUUUAAGCGAGAGGGCUACAAAUUGUUUGAUUUCAGUACUACAGACUUCUUUGAUGCUGUACUGUACAGUGGGUUAUGGAAGCUUGUGCUGAGAAACCUGUCGUAUGGACUGAGUGAAAUAUACAGAGCGUGUUUCCUUAGUGCACAGGUGAAGGAACUUCAGAAGUUCAUACCAGAGGUCACCGUCGAUGACGUACUCAGGGGUCCCUCUGGAGUGAGAGCUCAAGCAUUGGACAGCGAUGGAAAUUUGGUAGAUGACUUUGUAUUUGAUGGUGGCACUGGAGAUAUUGGAAGCAGAAUUCUUCACGUCCGAAAUGCCCCUUCUCCUGCUGCUACCUCCUCCCUUGCCAUUGCAAAAAUGAUUGCAGAUGAAGUGAAGCGAAGAUUUGAAUUGUGAAUAUUGACAGGUGCAGUUUUCCCCCUCUCGUACGUGUGGCAGCUUGUCUGCAUUGAAUGAACUCUGCAGCCUUUAAUGACAAAAGAUGAAACAGGCAAUGUGUUGCUUGCAAGGUCAACGCCUGUAUAGCUGUGCAGUGCAAAACCAGCACUUGAAAUGUUUGCCAGCCCACAGCUCGUCAAUUUCCUGAGCGAAGGAUUUAUGGUACCUGGCAAAACCUGGUAUGGUACUGGCAUCUGCAAGAGCCAAGCAAACAGACCGUUGACAGGUUCAGGUUCACAGUAAAGGCUUGUCCACCUCAGCAGGAGCAACCUGUGGAGGAGCUGGUGCCAGGCUCAGGGCAAGGACUGCAGGGAGCAGUAGGUGGAGCAGGAAGAGUCUCUGUGGUUGGGUUGCCCACCUCUGGAGAGAGAGGAGAAAACAAAAACAAAACAAAACAAAAAAAAACACCCAGGCAUGGGGUGGUUCUCUGUGUGCUUUCUCUCCAUCUCUUUAAAUUGGUCCCCUAACUUGUAUUAAAAUGAUGGAGAUAGAAGGAGAAGCCCUGCUUAAGGAUUCUGCAGAUAUGGAAUGAAAAGCUUUAUCAGAGACUGAAAACAAUAUUCUGAGCCUUUUACAUAAAUGUAAAGUAUUUCAGAGAAAAAUAAGCCUGACGAGAUUACCAAAUCCAAGUCAAUUUAGAUAUGCAAUUCAGAUACACAGUCUAUCUGAUCUGUCUCUGUUUUUUCUAUACAGCAGAAAUAGAAAUGUGUAUAUAAACAGUCAUUUUCAUUUAACUUAAACCUGGGAAGUCAUCACAGAUCAGGAACUACUUCGGCGGUUUGGGUUGGUAUUUUUUUGUUGUUUGCUCUUACCCUUUGAAUACUGGUGGGGCAAAAGGAGCUUAUCUUUGUACAGCAUAUUGAGCAAUCUAGUGGAAAUGGUCUUUGUAAAAGCAAAUGUGAAGGGAGGGAAGCUACAGAAACCUGUCUUAAUUGAGUCAUGUUGCAUACUGCUUCCCUUGGAGCCCGAGCAGCAGUGAGUCAGGAAGGCUUCCCAUUUCCCUCAUGCCUGGCAAGAGGGGAGCUUAGGAAGUACUGGCUACUCCUGUGAGCUCUUAGUGGUACUUGAAGCUUUAUCAAAAGUGCACCUAGAAGAGAAUCUGUGUGGAGAGUGGAGAAAUAUAAAGAGAUGUUAAACAAGUUCUAAGCUAACAGUAUCUCGGUGUGUUCUGCAUAAUUGCUACAAAAAAGAAUUAUGUGGCCCGAGGGACAAAGUACUUCAGAGUACUUUUAAAGCAGAUGUUCACAGGAUGUUGGGUAAUACAGAUAAUUGUGGGUAGUUUGCUACCAGACGAUUUGCCAUACUUUUUUUUUCUUCAUUUACUUUCUGUACCUCUCUGACAUGCAUGAGGGAUUGUGUUAUCGUAGAAGGUCAGGUGUGCUAGCUGAUGUUUUUACUGUACAGAGCUGAGCUGCUUUUGAGUGAGCCAGGGCUUAACCUAUCUGUUUGGGUUUUGUUGUGUUGUUUUUCAUUUGGUGACAUCUACUUUACUGGAAAAGUGACUCCCAUAUAAGGGCAAAUGCAAAUAAUUAGUCCUUCAAAGAAAAGCUUUGGUCUUUAUUUUUAGCCACAGUGACACUAGACAAAGAUUUAGAUGUUCCAAAUGCUAAAAUGCUGUACAGUGUACAAGUUAUAUCUUCACAAUGAAACAAUCAUAUCUUCACUCCCCUCCAGAAGUGUUGCCUAUCAACAGUAAAUACUACAAAAAGAUUGCAAAAGCAACUUCCUCCCACACGAGGUGUGGCCCUAACAUGUAUUGACAGAAUAAAGAACAUUAAAAUGUAAAGCAGUCAUAUACUGCGGUGAAUCUUAAGUCAGCACAUUUAACUGCACAGCCUGCUGUGCUUUUUACUCUCAGGAGAUGAUUAUUUUGGGGUAGAGCUUAACGGAAGCUUUCAAAUUAUGUAGCAUUCUGCAAAAUAUUUAUAUUUUUAGAGAUAAAGAUAUAAAUCUUUUUUUAAAGAAAUAACUUCAGUGAUUUACGAUAAUGGGAUUUAAUACAUAAAUUAUGUGUUGCCCAUUAAGUGUGAAAAUGUAUGAAUGUAUUUUUUAAAAGGGUCCAACUCACUGGGAUGACUUAAUCACCUUGCCUUUCACUAUUGUGGUUAAAAUAGCAUAUUUUAAAAAUUGCUCUAAGGUCUGUGUAUUUCUCCUGAAUUACAGAAAAGUUUCACUGGUAUUUGCUAACUCUCAUCAGAUUUAGAUGGCUAUGUCUCUACAUAAUAGGAAUUACUUGAUUUAUUUAGAGGGCAGGUGCAGAACCUGUCUUCGUGAACUACCUGUACCUUAUCUGUGCUUAUACCACUUCACAGCUUUUUCUCAUACAGGUAUGUGUGCAGCGGGCAGAACUGGUCCUAAGCCUGACCUGGACCUGUAAUGACAUGUGGAUUGGUAAUUCUUGAAAUUCCGAAUAAAUGCAUCAAGACA